This is a messenger RNA of Eruca vesicaria subsp. sativa (arugula), 1220 nucleotides long. Lineage: Eukaryota; Viridiplantae; Streptophyta; Magnoliopsida; Brassicales; Brassicaceae. The record is from the annotation of a GenBank genome assembly.
CCGAAAACGAAAUCAAAUUGCUCUCCAAAGGGAAAAGCAAAAAAAAAAGCCGAUCUUGGCUUUUCUCUUCUCUAACCAAGUCUUCACCGCCGGCGUUUAUUCAUUCAGAUGGAGGGAAUUCAGAAUCCUAUUCACCGCACUGUGGAAGAGGUGUUUAGCGACUUUAAGGGUCGUAGAGCUGGUAUCCUCAAGGCUCUCACCACAGAUGGGCAGAAGUUUUACCUUCAGUGUGACCCUGAGAAAGAAAACUUGUGUCUUUAUGGACUUCCAAAUGAGACAUGGGAGGUUAACCUUCCUGUCGACGAGGUCCCUCCUGAGCUUCCUGAACCAGCUUUAGGCAUCAACUUUGCAAGGAACGGAAUGCCUGAAAAAGACUGGAUUACUUUGGUUGCUGUUCACAGUGACUCAUGGCUCAUCUCUGUUGCCUUUUACUUUGGUGCCCGUUUCGGGUUUGGUAAAAACGAGAGGAAGAGGCUCUUCCAGAUGAUUAAUGAACUCCCAACCAUUUUCGAGAUUAUAACUGGCAAUGCAAAGCAAUCCAAGGAUCAAUCUGCUAACCUCAACGGUAGCAGAAGCAAGUCUAGUGGUGUCAAGCCACGUCAAUCUGAGUCUCACACCAAGGCUUCAAAGAUAUCUCCACCACCAAGAGAAGAUGAUGAGAGCGGUGAAGAUGAGGAAGAUGAUGAACAAGGUGCGGUUUGUGGUGCGUGUGGAGAAAACUAUGAUGACUUCUGGAUAUGUUGUGAUGCUUGUGAGAAGUGGUUCCAUGGGAAAUGCGUGAAGAUCACACCUGCCAAGGCUGAGCACAUCAAACAUUACAAGUGUCCGAGUUGCAGUACCAACAAGAAGAUGAGAGCUUGAUUGAAGGUGUGGUAAUAACAUUAGGGACUGUGAAAGAGGAGAAAGUUUUUCACAGUUGAGCAAAAAGGCAGAAUAAGUGUUUAGUUAUGAGGAGGAGAAGAAGAAACAUAAGGCUUAUGAUUGUGUAGUCUUAAUGGGAUUGUUGAGACAGCUUUUGCAGUUAGUAAUGUCUUUGUGCUUUUUUUAUUUUAUUUUGCUGUUAAUGUUUAAAUGCUAUGACUAAUUUGUCUUAUGUUUCUGAGAAAAUUCUGUCUUUAGUCUGUCAAUUAGUUUUUUUUUUCCUCUUCUUAAUUUGAUAACAAUUAUUGAAACAAAUAGUGAUAAGAUAUGCUUGUAAUUUUUUCAAAUUUGAUAGGGAA